Xiphophorus hellerii (green swordtail) is the source of this 784-nucleotide messenger RNA. It is a transcript of the gene otulina, whose product is annotated as OTU deubiquitinase with linear linkage specificity a. The record is from RefSeq and is a predicted model, not a curated record. Lineage: Eukaryota; Metazoa; Chordata; Actinopteri; Cyprinodontiformes; Poeciliidae. The coding region runs from base 1 to 639 and encodes 212 amino acids. The transcript is spliced from 3 exons.
AUGUCUUGGGUGAAAGCUGCGUCGUUCAACGGUGAAGACGUGUUCGACGAGAAUGCGGACGAUCUUUAUUUACAGAGUAAAGAGUGGGCAUCCAACAUGAAGAAACGGAUCAAGGACGGUUAUGUGGACGGAGUGAAUGCCGGAGAGGAGGCCUCGCUUCAGAUGGGGUUUAACAUGGGAUUCAGAGAAGGAGCAGCUCAGACUGUGGCUGUGGGUCGACUCAGAGGGAUUGUGAGCGCUGUAUGGUGCUGGUGCCAGAUCCAGCAUCCAGAAAAGCCCGCCCCGUCUCAUCUGAUCGACCUCCUGCAGCAAGUGACGCAGCACGAAGAGGGAAUCAUCGACGGCAUCAGGAAAACUCUGGAGAAUCCUCCUCCGAGCGUGAGCGACGUCUCUGAGAGCAUGGAGGAUCUGGAGGUGAAACCUGCAGGUUGCGAAGAGACGGACUGCUGCAGGAGCGAACAGAAAAUGGACCUGGGCGGUUCUCACAAUCAGCAGAAUCUCCGCUGUGAGUCCAGCUGCGCCGCCUCGGGGUCAGCUGAAGGUCUGGACCUCCUCGUGCAGCGCUGCAUGGAUCUAGCUUCAGAGCUGGAGCUGCCGCAGGAACUGAUCAACCGCAUAGAGGAGCUGAGGAACAUGUAAAAAUACCUGAACCGCUGUGAUCUGACCGGGAUUUAGAGACUUUUAUACACAAAACUGAAAUAAGUUUCAUGUAAAUACUGUGUAUUUACAGGUUUUCUAAGUUAUUUUGGAAAUUUUUUUAUAUAAAAAAGCAACGUUUACCACA